CUUAGGUUCGGGAGAAGCUAAAGUUCUGCAGGAACCCCGUCCGCCCUGGGACAGUCCAGCCGCGGGGACUUACUCUGGUUGGAGUGCGUGCAGGUGGUCCCGGCUCCCCACCGGAAAAGGUGGACCACUAGGUUUAGAGACAAGGCAGCGUCUAAAGUAGGCUUUGGAGAGGACUCCUGGGAGGAGCGCGCGGGGCAGGCUGGAAAGCAGAAGGGACAGCCCGGACUGGUACUGAGUGUCGGGAACCGACGGAGCGGGCCUCCUCUUGGGUGCUGAAGUCACAACCCCGGCGAGCCCUCUCGCCUCCCACGCUCCCUCUGUCCUUCAGCCUGCGGGAACCCAAAGCACAGAGGGCCCAGAGGAUCGUGGAGAAUGAAGAAAUAGCCUUGGGACCCUUGGAAAAUGAGGCCGACGCCCCUGCUGCAGCUGGCGCUGCUUCUCGCCCUGCCCAGGACCCUGGGGGGGAAAGGGUGUCCGUCUCCCCCCUGCGAGUGCCACCAGGAGGAUGACUUCAGAGUCACCUGCAAGGAUAUCCACCGAAUCCCCAGUCUCCCGCCCAGCACGCAGACUCUGAAGUUUACAGAGACUCAUAUGAAAACCAUUCCCAGUCGUGCAUUUUCAAAUCUGCCCAAUAUUUCCAGGAUCUACUUGUCAAUAGAUGCAACUCUGCAGCGGCUGGAAUCACAUUCCUUCUACAAUUUGAGUAAAAUGACCCACAUAGAGAUUCGGAAUACCAGAAGCUUAACUUCCAUAGACCCUGAUGCCCUAAAAGAGCUCCCCCUCUUGAAGUUCCUUGGCAUUUUCAACACUGGACUUGGAGUAUUCCCUGACCUGACCAAAAUUUAUUCCACUGAUGUCUUCUUUAUACUGGAAAUCACAGACAACCCUUACAUGACUUCCAUCCCUGCCAACGCUUUCCAGGGGCUGUGCAAUGAAACCCUGACACUGAAACUAUACAACAAUGGCUUUACUUCAAUCCAAGGACAUGCAUUCAAUGGGACAAAGCUGGAUGCUGUUUACCUGAACAAGAAUAAAUACUUGACAGCUAUUGACAAAGAUGCAUUUGGAGGAGUGUACAGUGGACCAACCUUGCUGGACGUCUCUUACACCAGCGUCACUGCCCUGCCAUCCAAAGGCCUAGAGCACCUGAAGGAAUUGAUAGCAAGAAACACGUGGACUCUAAAGAAGCUUCCACUUUCCUUGAGUUUCCUUCACCUCACACGGGCUGACCUUUCUUAUCCGAGCCACUGCUGUGCUUUUAAGAAUCAGAAGAAAAUCAGAGGAAUCCUUGAGUCCUUAAUGUGUAAUGAGAGCAGUAUUCGGAGCCUACGUCAGAGAAAAUCUGUGAGUGUUUUGAAUGGCCCCUUUGACCAGGAGUACGAGGAGUAUCUGGGUGACAGCCAUGCUGGGUACAAGGACAACUUCAAGUUCCAGGAUACCCACAGCAACUCUCAUUAUUACGUCUUCUUUGAAGAACAAGAAGAUGAGAUCCUUGGUUUUGGCCAGGAGCUAAAAAACCCACAGGAAGAGACCCUACAGGCCUUUGAUAGCCAUUAUGACUACACUGUGUGCGGGGGCAAUGAAGACAUGGUGUGUACUCCCAAGUCAGAUGAGUUCAAUCCCUGUGAAGACAUAAUGGGCUACAAGUUCCUGAGAAUCGUGGUGUGGUUUGUUAGUCUGCUGGCUCUCCUGGGCAAUGUCUUUGUCCUGAUCAUCCUCCUCACCAGCCACUACAAACUCACUGUCCCACGCUUUCUCAUGUGCAACUUGGCCUUUGCAGAUUUCUGCAUGGGGAUGUAUCUGCUCCUCAUCGCCUCCGUAGACCUCUACACUCAUUCUGAGUACUACAACCAUGCCAUUGACUGGCAGACAGGCCCUGGGUGCAACACAGCUGGUUUCUUCACUGUCUUUGCCAGUGAAUUGUCAGUGUAUACACUGACAGUCAUCACCCUGGAGCGCUGGUAUGCCAUUACCUUCGCCAUGCGCCUGGACCGGAAAAUCCGCCUCAGGCAUGCAUAUGCCAUCAUGUUUGGGGGCUGGGUUUGCUGCUUCCUGCUUGCCCUGCUCCCUUUGGUGGGAAUAAGCAGCUAUGCCAAGGUCAGCAUCUGCCUGCCCAUGGACACUGAGACACCUCUUGCCCUGGCAUAUAUUAUCCUUGUUCUAUUGCUCAACAUAGUUGCCUUUAUCAUUGUCUGCUCCUGUUACGUGAAGAUCUACAUCACAGUCCGAAAUCCCCAGUACAACCCAGGGGACAAAGACACCAAAAUUGCCAAAAGGAUGGCUGUGUUGAUCUUCACUGACUUCAUGUGCAUGGCCCCAAUCUCAUUCUAUGCUUUGUCAGCACUGAUGAACAAGCCUCUCAUCACCGUUACCAACUCCAAAAUCUUGCUGGUUCUCUUCUAUCCACUUAACUCCUGUGCCAAUCCAUUUCUCUAUGCUAUUUUCACGAAGGCCUUUCAGAGGGAUGUAUUUAUCCUGCUUAGCAAGUUUGGCAUCUGUAAACGACAGGCCCAGGCAUACCGGGGCCAGAGGGUUUCUCCAAAGAACAGCACUGGCAUUCAGGUCCAAAAGGUUACCCGGGACAUGAGGCAAAGUCUCCCCAACAUGCAGGAUGACUAUGAACUGCUUGAAAACUCCCACCUAACCCCAAAUAAGCAGGGCCAAAUCCCAAAAGAGUAUAACCAAACAGUUUUGUAAGCUGACCCUACACUACUCACAGUGGUAGGGGGACUUUUAAAAGGCUGGUUUCUUGAACAUGUAUUCCAAACCCAUUACAUACACAAGACAGCUGACCUAACCCUUGUGCAGGUGAUGUUUCAUGGGGCAAAAGUUCAUCUUUGGAGAGGGGAUAGCAUUGCCACCUAAUCAUUACCUCCCAGAAGGAAGAGAGGUUACCAGCAUGUCUGAAUCCCAGGUGAUAUCAAAAUAACUGACACUUUCUAAAGAAAACUUGCUUGACGCUAACCACAGUGACAACAUUGUGUAAGAUGCUCAACAGAGAUCAACUGAACCAGAUCAACACUGAGCUUCUCACUUGUAGAUAGCGUUUCAUACUAUAAAGAUUCAGCAAAUGGCAAAUGCUAUUAACUUAGUUGGUGACCACAAUAUAAAAUUAGCCCCAUGUUGGCGUGGUCUCCCUUCAUGUUCCUGGAUACAACCAAAGACAAUGUGAAUUCCUCAAAACUGAAAAGUCGAACAGGAUACAUGCAUGGAGCAGCUAUUAUGAGGUGAAGGAGGGGAAAGGCUUAGCUUUGAGUUGUUUUUUUCAGACUCUGAAACUAUUAAUCAUCUCUUCACAAGGAUCUACCUGAUGUGACCCCACUAUUAUGUGUUGCCUGGAAAAAAAAAACUGGCAAGAUUUCAGCUUAUGUGGCUGAGCGAACUAAGAAUUGUUCUUCUUGGCUGGUCUCUUAGCAGAAAAGACAUGAACUCUAGAACGAUAUCUAAGUAGCAGCAAGUGGGAAUUAUGAGCAGAGCACACUAAAUCACCCAUUGAUUAAUAAAGCAGGCUGGACACAAGGUAACUGUUGGCCCUUGGGCAAAUCACGGGGCCACUUCUAAGUCUAGAAAUGAAAGAGCUUGAUGGCCUCUUCCAGUUUUAAAACUCUAUGUAUAUCCCUUUCCCUUAAAACAUGUUUCCAUGACCAAAAAGUAAAGCACUAAGAAAGAAGAAUCUGUUUUUCCUAUCUUGUAGGACCACCAUAUUUUUCUCUUUGGAGCCUAGACAUAUGACCCAGGAAAUUUCUUCUUUGCUUAUUUUCUGGUUAUGAUGUCUCAACCAUAUUGAGCUGGAUCUGAAUCACUCAUUGAAUUACUAGAUCUACACAGCUACAAUUAUCAGGCCAAAAAGAGAUUGGUAUUCAUAUAAGAGAUUAAAAUGUGGUUUUGCAAAUUCUGGUUAUUCAGAGUUACUACAAUUACUACUUCACUAUGAAGAUUCACUCGAAAACAUUUAACUUGUCUUCAGGGAUUUGUUUCUUUACUUAUUUGUUUCCAACCCACAGUAGGUACUAAAGCUAUCAAACACUCAAGGAAAGCAAUACUAAAGUUAUCAAGAGAAGUUUCUUCUCUCUGACACUGCUAGCUCUUUCCAACCUGUUGAUCAUCAGACAUAAUUUCUAUUCCCCAACAGUGCUCCCUUACUUAAAAUGGUUAGGAUCAAUCUUUAUCCAUAGACGAACUCUCCAGAUUUUCUGUCAAAACAGUCCCUUAAUUUCAUCCCAACCAGAGAUGGAUUUGCUUCUCAGUGCUCACGAAGCACACCAAGGAAUUCGAAGCUUUUGUUGUGUUAAGUCUGUGGAGUACGGUUAGUGGGCCCAAUGGGCCCCCAGAGAUGGUCCCCCUGACUCCCCUAGGAUCUCCCCAUAGCAAUACCCAUUUCUGAUUAUCACUGAGACUUGGACAUCUUCAUAGAAAUAUUAUACACAGUUGAAAUCAUGACUUAUCCACCAAUUCACUUGUAACUAAUGAAACUAAACAGUUGUGUUACCUUUUGACAUGUGUUUCUCACCUGUGACCUUUUGAAAUAGUACAUCCUGAUAAAUAAUGUGUUUUAUCUUGAGUAGUUGAAAUAACACUUUGGAAGCAGUCCUAGAAAAGUAACUUCAACACAAUUUUAUUACUAGAAUUUGCAUUCAAACAUGAAAUAAAUUUUC
Messenger RNA from Zalophus californianus (California sea lion), 4655 nucleotides. It is a transcript of the gene TSHR, whose product is annotated as thyroid stimulating hormone receptor. The transcript has 11 exons. The record is from RefSeq and is a predicted model, not a curated record. Bases 403 to 2697 code for a protein of 764 amino acids. Gene Ontology annotation, molecular function: protein binding; thyroid-stimulating hormone receptor activity. Gene Ontology annotation, cellular component: membrane. Gene Ontology annotation, biological process: G protein-coupled receptor signaling pathway. NCBI's taxonomy places the organism in Eukaryota, Metazoa, Chordata, Mammalia, Carnivora, Otariidae.